GGAGAGGGUGGAGAAGGAGAAGCUGGCCGCAGAGAAGGAGAGGGUGGAGAAGGAGAAGCUGGCCGCAGAGAAGGAGAGGGUGGAGAAGGAGAAGCUGGCCGCAGAGAAGGAGCGGGUGGCAGCGGAGAAGGAGAGGGUGGAGAAGGAGAAGCUGGCAGCAGAGAAGGAGAGGGUGGAGAAGCUGGGAGAGAAAGAGAGGGAAAGUCGUCUUCCGCCGUGGAAACGUGGACGUGACUUUAUGUCAGUGUCCUCCCAUCUGAGGUCAGAGGAAACUGCUAUGGACCAGAGAGCCAACACAGAGAAGUCCCUCCUCUCAACCACUUCCCCGCCCGCAGUCAUCCCCAAGAAGCCCCGCAUGUUCUCCGACACCUCCUCCGGCUCCAUGACAUCCCCACCCAAACCCAGGCAGCAGGGGUCAGUGGUGGUGACCUCGUCUGGUGGACCACCUGAACCACAGGGUAUAUCCUUGAAGCCCCUCGGGUCGGGAGUCCUUGUGUCAGGGCCACCACAGCAGGCGGACCCCAUUGUCCCCACCUCACCGAACAAGCAGUCCAUGGAGAAGGCUGACGGGAGGGUGGAGAAGGAGCGCGACAGAGGGACUUCUAAACCCGGGGAGACCAGGAGAAGAGGACCCGAGGAAGCUGUUGAUGUGGAGCCCAUGGGGCCUGUUUUGCCCCCUUCACACCUCCAGGGGGAUAGAGACAAGCGGAAGAAGGAAGAGGAGAGGAAGAAGGAAGAGGAGAGGAAGAAGGAAGAGAAGGGCAGGCAGGGGAAGCGGGCAAGCGACAGGUCUCCCCCCUCCAGUGGUGGGGACUCUUCGGACUCGGACACCGGAUCCUCUUCGUCCCGUUCCUCCGGCUCCCCGGACAAAACGAAGAAGAAGUCUGGCCAAGGAAAAGGAAGAGCGGACACAGGAGUGAAGAGCCAGCCUACCAGGGAGGUGAAGCAGUCUUCCCUGACCGAGCCAUCCGGCCCUGGUCCUAUGGAGGUGGAGGAGAGGCCCGUCCCUGAGGGCUCCAGGGCCCCCCAGCCCGGCCCCGACGGGGACAGGGAGAACAUUGAGGGCCGCAUGGAGGAGAACACCACCCCUAAAGCGUUCGCUGCCCGCAAGAUCUCCCUGACCAGCAGUAAGACCUCUCCAGAUGCAGGAGGAGAAGCAGAGUCUGGGGCCGCUGCAGGGAGGAAGAGGAGGUGGGGUUCCAGCACAGCCGUCACCGCUAAGAAACCGUCUAUCAGCAUAACCACAGACUCCCUCAAGUCUCUGAUCCCAGACAUAAAGCCCAGCCAGGAGGCUGUGGUUGACCUCCACCCAGAUGACAUCCAACUGUCCGGGGACGAGGACAGCUCCUCCACACCCAGGGACACCAUGGAAGAACCGGGUCUGGACCAGGGACUCAAGAUCAGACGCACCGUCACACAGGUUGUCUCUGGUGAAAACCAGGAGAAUGGCCAGGCAGGACAAGAGGAGGAGGAGGAGGAGGAGGAGGAGGAGGAAGAGGAGGCAGCAGCGGCCAAGAAGAAACAGGAGCGUGACAGGGAGAGGACACACAAAGAGAAGAGGAAGAACAGCUCCUCGGAAGACGCCAUGGAGUUUCAGGCGUCGGCAACACAUGAGGCUGAAGCCAAGAAAGUGACCCCCAGUGAUACUCUGGUCCGUCGCUCGAUCAGUCAGCAGAAGUCUGGCGUGUCCGUCACCAUCGACGACCCGGUCCGCACCACCAAACAGCCCUCCCCGCCUCGAGGCAAGUUGUCCAACAUCGUCCACGUGUGUAACCUGGUGCGACCUUUCACCCUGGGUCAGCUGAAAGAGCUGCUCAACAGGACCGGUACGGUGGUGGAGGACGGCUUCUGGAUCGACAAAAUCAAGUCUCACUGCUACGUGACCUACUCCAGCACAGAAGAGGCCGUGGCCACACGAGCUGCUCUACACGGGGUGACGUGGCCUCAGAGCAACCCCAAGGUCCUCAGCGUGGACUUCUGUGAGCAGAACGAGCUGGACUUCCACAAAGGCCUGCUGGCAGUGGAUCCCCGAGAGGAACAGCGCCGUCCCCCCGCCACCGGGCCCGCCGGGCCCCACGUACGUCCCGGGGCGCUGCCCCCCCUGAUGCCUGAGCGAGACGGGCGUGGGGAGCGCGGCACCGUCGGAGGGGUGCGGGACCAGUGGGCAGAGAGGGAGCGGGAGAUGGAGCGCCGGGAGCGGACCAGGGCGGAGCGAGAGUGGGACCGGGACAAGAUCCGAGACUUCGGAGGCAAACCCGGGGAGGAGAGGGGGAGGAGAUCUCGCUCUCUGGAUAGAGAGAGGAGGCGGAAGGAGAGGGAGGGGAAGGACAAGAAGAUGGACAAGAAGGACGAGCCUCCUGCCAAACUGCUAGAUGACCUCUUCAAUAAAACCAAAGCAGCUCCCUGUAUUUACUGGCUUCCCCUCACUGAUGAACAGGCCAACCAGAGGGGGAAGGACCGAGAAGACCGACAGAAAGAACGAGAGAAGCGGCGGAAAGAACUACAGGAGGAGGAGGACAAGAAGCGAGAGGAGGAGAGGAAGGAGAGGAUUAAAACCAGAGAGAAGGAGGGAGGAGCCGCCGGCGGCAGCGUUGGAGGAGGCGGUAGUGUGAGGGGAUCUGAGGGAGAGCGGGAGCGAGGGAGGGAGAGAGAGGGGGAGAGAGGGAGGGAGAGGGACGCAGACAGGCGGAGGGACAGCGGCGGUUCCCGACCCCGAGUUCCCGACCCCAAGACCUCGGCUGGGUUCCGCCGCUCUCGUAGCCGUAGCAACCCCAGAGACAGACGCCGCUGAGAGUGGCAAAAGGGGAGAGAGAGAGAGAGAGAGAGAGAUGGAGGGAGGGAGGGAGUAGGGAGGAGAAAGGAUGCAGUCCCUCCGCCAACACAACUGAACACAGCAGAAAGAGAGAUCUAGUCCCCCUCCUGAUGUUAAACCACUUCCAUAGUCUUCAGGACUGCUUGCCUUCGUCCUUUAAGGGAAUCUGUCAUUUAGAAAAGCCUCACCGAGCCCAUCUGUCCCCGUCUGUCUCACAUGUUUAAAUGGAUAGGUCUCAUAUUGUUAGUGAACAGCGGCUGCGUACUGGCUCCUAUCCCAUUUCCUGUAACAGGUCCUAUAGUGUGCCGUCUAGGGUGUUGAGGGGGUGCCGUUUCGGAACACAGUCUCCCAUAGUCUCUGAAUCUCUGUGGUCAGUCCUAUACAGGCCCUGCUGUGCCCAUGCUUGUGGGUGUAGGUCUUCCUUAUACGAAGCAGUCUAGAGGGCUAUUUGUGGGCCCUAAACCCUCCUGUGAUCUAAUCAGAGAGCAGGAUCAUAGGUGGAGGUCUGGCUGGGCGGACUAGUGUGCACUGCACUCUUGAGGCUUGGAUUGGACCGUUGUUCCACAGAGUUUGUGGGCACACGGUUCUAAGACGCUUCCCUGUAAUAAUCCAUUUUAAAAAUAGCAGCCCUGCCCAUAGAUCUAGAAUCUUUUUUUAUAUCUAUGGCCCCGCCUAUCAAACCCCCAACGUGUUCUAGAAGAAAUUUUAUUAUUCAAAAAAAAGUUUAGUUUUUUUUUUUUUUUUUCUACCAGUACCAAGAUCCUUUGUGGGGUCGUGUGAAGGAGGUUAUUUUUCUGUGUUCAAGUUUUAUUCGGGUGCAUCAUGUGAGUCUCAGCCUUGGAUGGGUUGUGUUGGGUUGUUAGGGCGUGUGUGUGGUUUGGCAGUGCUCUACAUCACCACACUAAAGUUCCAGUUGGUUUGUGUCAUUACACUGAAAGCAGCAUAUGCCUAAAAAAAACCUAACUAAACUGUAGAAUUGCCUUGUAAGAUGGGUAGGGGCAUUUUGGGUGGGGUGGGGGACUGAUUUAAUUGACGCACAGUUGGCAUGUGUUCUGCUUGGGGUGGGGGAACCAAAAGCACUGAAUCUGUGGUACUGGAAAUACAUGUAAACCUGUCCCCUUUUUCUGUCCUUCUUUGCUCAGUUCCCUUGACCAUCCCAGUUUUCUUUUUCUUUUUG
Esox lucius (northern pike) is the source of this 3989-nucleotide messenger RNA. RefSeq names its product apoptotic chromatin condensation inducer 1b (gene acin1b). Gene Ontology annotation, molecular function: nucleic acid binding. Lineage: Eukaryota; Metazoa; Chordata; Actinopteri; Esociformes; Esocidae. The coding region runs from base 239 to 2791 and encodes 850 amino acids. The transcript has 12 exons. The record is from RefSeq and is a predicted model, not a curated record.